Erythranthe guttata (spotted monkey flower) is the source of this 755-nucleotide messenger RNA. RefSeq names its product cytochrome c oxidase-like protein. Gene Ontology annotation, biological process: mitochondrial electron transport, cytochrome c to oxygen. Gene Ontology annotation, cellular component: mitochondrial inner membrane. Gene Ontology annotation, molecular function: enzyme regulator activity. NCBI's taxonomy places the organism in Eukaryota, Viridiplantae, Streptophyta, Magnoliopsida, Lamiales, Phrymaceae. The record is from RefSeq and is a predicted model, not a curated record.
CUUUACAACCUACAACUUGCAAUAAAGCGUGUUUUGCAUUUUCUCCAAAAUAGAUAUAUAAAUAAAAUAUCAAACACCAACAAAAUUCUCAAUUCAAGGAACGCAGUUGAAUCUACAAACAGAGAAAACAUUACUCGCAUAGAAAGGGAAGAAUGGCGUCGGCGAUUAUGAGAUCUGGCCUCCGUUCCGCCCUCCGCGGCGGCGCUUAUGCUCCACGCGUUUCAUCAGCUUCUAACCGCUCCUUCUCCUCUUCAGCAUCUCAACUCGAUGAAGCUGCCGAGGCUUCAAAGUGGGAGAAGAUAACAUAUGUAGGAAUAGCAGCAUGCACGUGUCUUGCUGCCUUUAUCCUUUCCAAGGGUCAUCCGCACCACGACGAACCUCCUGCAUACCCUUUCUUGCACAUUCGAAACAAGGAGUUUCCAUGGGGUCCAGAUGGUCUGUUUGAGGUAAAGCAUCACUAAUCGGUUUCUGGGAUGUCUCGAAGAUUAAUAAGUCGUGUGGUUCAUUUCUGAAAUGUAUUUAAACUCGUGGUCUCCAAUAUUGACUUGGAAACUCGAAAUUCCAUUCAGCAUGUUAUGUUGACAGUCUUUGAAACCAUGAUCUCAUUGUUUUUGGAAAAAUAUGCACAUUGUGGAUGCUUUUCAUCUUUCAUCUUUCAUCUUUUUUUGGACUUCUUUCAUUUGUGCUUCUACAAAAUAAAGUUGAUUAGAUUGGAGGGCUUUUUGGUCCAUCUUGUGGAAUUAUUUCAUUCUCGU